GAUUUAAAGGAGAUUAACUUCAUUAAUAUUGUCGUAGUCUUCACGUGUUAUAAAACUGGUGCUAUAUAAUUGAAAUUUUUAUUGAUUGUUCGUUUUUCGCAUCUAAAUUAAAUUCGGCAGUCAUGAUUUUGCUUUUCACUGUCCCGAGUUACCGUGGUAGUCAUGGUAACGUGCAAAGCCGGCGUCUGAAGGGCGCAGAUGCGACGAUGCUGCACCCGGAAAUUUAGGGUUACUGCCAGCAAAUAAAAUGCAGUUCUAUUCUAAACAACAUUGGCGUUGGCAGUUACCAAGAAUUACACGCUCGUUCGAUUGACUCAAGCUUUUUUAUCAGUGCCAAAAUUAAUAACUUAGGUCAAUGAUAGAAAAGUCUAAACUUUUUUUACUUCCAAAGUCAAUUUUUUUUUGGAUCUUUUUGCUUACGUUUAUAUCGUUGGUGUUUGGUUACUAUUCUAUAUUAAGUUUGAACGAAAAUAUUGUACAGCUUGAACAAAAUAAGUUAGUAAAAUUAAAAAAUGAAGGUUACGUAAUCAAAACUUCAGGAUGCCGAAUACCUGAAAUGUUUGUGACAGGUCCAUUAGUAGAUCGAUUUUUGAAAACGGAUGAUAAUAUCGAUGUAAAAUGUGAUUUUAAAUCACAAGAAUUAAGUGGUUUUCAGUUGAUUACUUCAAAUCUAACUACAAUAUCGUUAAAUUACACUCUAUUAAAGACGUUAAAUAUCACCAAAAGUGAUCCAACAUUCAAUUGUUACUAUUCUUCAAUAAGCAGAUUUCCGCUUACAAAUGAUGACAGUGAUAAAAAUUUUGACAAUAAAGUAAAAAUUGGUCCAAAAAUAAAAUUGGUUGAUAGUAUCAUUAUACAAGAUGAAUUUGUAAAAACAUGGUGCACUCGUAACUCAGUUACAGUGUAUACCGAUUAUCAUGGAUUUUUCACACCGAAGUCAUCUCAAAAUAAUUAUGUGAUUACUAAAACAACUAAGUAUAAAAAGUCAAUCAGUGUACUCAUUUUGGGUCUCGAUGCAGUUUCCAGAUUGAAUUUUCACCGCCAAAUGCCAAAAACUGCCACUUUUUUAUCUGAAUUAGACACCGUAGAAAUGUUGGGGUAUAACAAAGUUGAAGAUAACACAUUUCUGAAUUUAGUACCUGUACUUAGUGGUUUUUCAGUUGAAGAACUAACAAAAAAAUGCCAUUUAAACCAAACUGAUUUCUUUGACAAAUGUAAUUUUAUUUGGAACGAAUUCAGUCGUGCAGGCUUUGAAACAGCGUUUGGAGAGGAUUCACCAUUUAUUGGAGCAUUUAAUUAUCUUAAAUAUGGUUUUCGUCGACAACCUACUGAUAGAUAUAUUCGACCCCUAAUGAUAGCUUCUGAAAAAGAUAUUGGACACAAUUUUCCUUUAAAUACAUUUUUAUGUACUGGGUCACGUUUGAGCAUAGCGUUUUUAUUAGACUACGUGCGUAAGUAUGUACAAUCGACUGCAGACAAGCUCUCCAUGGGCUUUUUUUGGUCUACCAGUCUGACGCAUGACUACUUGAAUUUGCCAAAAUAUGGUGAUCAACUGCUAAAAAAUUUUUUCGAUUCGAUGAACCAAUCGGGUUACUUGAAUCGAAUGGUAGUCAUAUUGAUGAGCGACCAUGGUCUAAGAUGGGGAUCAUUCCGGGAAACUUACCAGGGCUACUUAGAGGAUAGAUUACCCAUGUUAAAUUUCAUUAUACCAAAAUGGUUCCGUGAAGAAUACCCAAAAGCCAUGGAAAACCUUCAACAUAACACCAUUAAAUUAACCACGCCGUAUGAUUUACACAAAACUCUCCUAGAGUUUAUCAAUUUAGAUGGACUUAAAGACGAAUCGGUGGAAGAACGCCAAAAUUCUGAUAUAAUGAGCAGUAGUCUAUUCUUAAAAGUUUCUGAUAACAGGACUUGCGAAUCGUCCGGUAUACCGAAACACUAUUGUGCAUGUCACAACAAGGUAACUUCUCUUCGGGUAAAGGAUUCAAUCGUACUUAAAGCUGUAGACACUAUUCUGAGUUAUAUUAAUACCAAAUUAAGUGAUUAUCCAUUGUGCGCAAAACUAAAAGUGCUCGAGGUGUUAUCAGCUUCUGAGGAAUCGGGAAAUAAUGAUAAGCUUAAAGAUUAUGUUAUUCAAAUUACUACUACUCCAGGAAAAGCAAUAUUUGAGGCUACUAUUAGACAUACAGAAAAUAAAUUCCAAAUGGUUGGUUCAAUAAGUAGGCUUAAUUUAUAUGGUGACCAAAGUACAUGCGUCAAUGAUGCUGCAUUAAAACUUUUGUGUUAUUGUUUAAGAUGAGCGAGUUAUCACUUAAAUGUGAGAUUUUUAAGUAUCAUAAAAUGAUUAAGAUUCAACUUAUGGAAACAAAUGAUGAUACAAACUUCUAUUUAACAAUAAAAUUUGAUGAUUAAUAAAAUUGCACAAAAAAUAAUACGUUUUGUUUGUUAGGGCA
This is a messenger RNA of Daktulosphaira vitifoliae (grape phylloxera), 2453 nucleotides long. RefSeq lists its product as uncharacterized. Lineage: Eukaryota; Metazoa; Arthropoda; Insecta; Hemiptera; Phylloxeridae. The coding region runs from base 356 to 2299 and encodes 647 amino acids. The transcript has 4 exons. The record is from RefSeq and is a predicted model, not a curated record.